This is a messenger RNA of Tetrapisispora phaffii CBS 4417, 1584 nucleotides long. Its product is annotated as GTPase-activating protein. Lineage: Eukaryota; Fungi; Ascomycota; Saccharomycetes; Saccharomycetales; Saccharomycetaceae. Bases 1 to 1584 code for a protein of 527 amino acids. The transcript has a single exon. The record is from RefSeq and is a predicted model, not a curated record.
AUGUUGAAUAGGAUCUUGGAUUCUAUUGGUGGUGGACUUAUUAGUAAAACUACUGUGAGAGUAAGAAGUAUACAGAGCGAAGAUGGAACUAGAAGUGCAGAAAGUAGUGAAGCUAUUUGUGUACCCGAUUCUAGCUCAUCAAGCAGUGAACUCGAUUCAACUCUAAAUCAAACAGAUAUGGAGCGUGGCGUUGCAGGGUUUGCUAUUGGACCAAUAAACGACGACAAUAUUAUAUCUGGUAUAAUUAGUAGCUAUGAAAAUGUGAGUAUUGCCGACAAGAGCGAUAAUAGUGAUGAACUAGAAGAAAGAUCAAAUUCAGAAAAUAAGUUGUUAACCGUGGAUAUCAAAAGUUUCGAUAUUUUAAAUACAGUUAGCUGUUCAACUGAUGUUAUAAUAGCACAGACUACUGAUGUGAAUGAUUACGAUAGAUAUGGAUUCAGGAAACAAAGCAGAUAUAUAUCAAAACAGGAUUAUGAUAAUUGGUGUGAUUCCUAUUCAAUACAAUGUGGCAAGAAAAAAUUAAAAUGGGAAAAAUACAUGGAAAGCAGUGGACUUGCUUGCAAGAGUGAAUUACCAACCAGGUUCCCUCCCAAAAGCGAGAAAUUUCUAAAUCUAGUUAGAGAAGGUGUUCCUUCCGAAUGGAGAGGUAAUGUAUGGUGGCACCUAGUGAGGGGACAGUAUCUAUUGAACAAAAACAAGGAUACAUAUAAAUCAUUACUAUUAAAAGUUAAAGAAUAUCAAACUUUAGGAGAUACAUCCAAAUUACCUGAAGGAGACGUAAUUGAACGUGAUUUAAAUAGAACUUUUCCCAAUAACAUCCAUUUCCAAAAGGAACCAUUUCAAAAUAAUGAACCAAAAAAGAUAACUUCCUUGCGUAAUAUUCUUCUGGCAUAUUCCAUUUAUAACAGAGAUAUUGGAUAUUGCCAGUCAAUGAACUUUUUGACUGGCUUUCUUUUACUUUUUAUGAAUGAAGAAAAAACUUUCUGGAUGUUAGUAAUAAUUACGAGAAGAUUUUUACCAGGGGUUCACAACCUUGAUUUAGAAGGUGUGAACAUCGAUCAGGGUGUUCUUAUGUUACUAAUGGAAGGAAACUUACCUACUCUGUGGCCAUACAUUGAAGCUACUUGUAAGUCGCAUUCAAACAAGCCUUACCAUUUACGAAGAACAAAUGAAUUUCUUCACGCAUUACCUCCUAUAACUCUUUGCACAGCAAGUUGGUUUAUGUGUUGUUUUAUUGGAAUACUACCAGUCGAAACUACCCUUCGAGUUUUAGAUUGCUUAUUUUAUGAAGGUUCUAGUUUCCUUUUCAGAGUGUCAGUAAAUCUAAUUAAGUUAGCUGAAGAAUCAAUUUUAAAAGAUAAACCCUAUGAAACCCUCUUUGAUUACUUAAUCGGAAGUGAUAAAAAUUCUGAUGAACGAGCAGAAAACUUAUCGUAUGUCAAUGCAGACGAGUUGAAUAUCGAAUUCUUUCAAGUUUUGCAAAGGAUUCCAAGACAGUUGUUAGACUGUGACAAUUUUUUUGAUAAAGUACUGUUCAAACGUCGUGCUAGUUUUAAAAGAUUUGCAUCAGGAGAAGGUGGAUAA